AUGAGUAGUCAUUCUACUGUGGAGCCCUUGAACGACGAAAUGCACGUGCAAGAGCCUGAUCAAGAGCAAGUAAAAGAGUGUCAGGAUCUCGAGUUGUGGUGUUUGAUCAUUGGAAUGGUUGGGACAGCAUUUCCUGUACGUGUCAAAGCAACUGACCGCGUUUGGGAGCUACAGAAAACAAUCAGGAACGAGGCCGUAGAAAUUUACGGAGAUUAUAACGCGGCUGAGUUACGGUUGUUUCUGGCCAGGAAAGAUAAUGGUGAGUGGCUCACAGCUACAGAAGUCAAGGAUAUUGAGAACGGGAACAUGGAGAUGGCUCAACCCUUGAUGGACAGAGGUCACCUGUCGUCGAUGAGCCCAUUGGCUGACAUCUUCCAGGACAGUGACACGAAAGCUGUGCACGUAUUGGUACCUGCUCCUCCCAUGACGUCGGAGAUACUGGUGGAAACGGGUAUCGUGGGCAAGAGAAAACGACUAAAGGAAUUGAUUGAAGAUGUGGAGACCAUGGCAGUCUUAGAAGAGGAGCUGGAGGUCCUUUUUGAUGUGUUGGGGCAAAAGAUACCGAAUGCCGACCAGCCAAUGGAUACGACGGCGUUGAGCGAGUGCUGCAAAGGGUAUGGUGGAUUUCCGUCGUCGUAUUUUGCACGAAAAGAGGAGCUCAUGCUUUGGAAAUUGGUCAUGCCGGUUAUGUUAAAGCAAGGCACACAAGUUGUGAUCUCAGGCUCAGCAGGCGUGGGUAAAUCAUGUUUUCUUAUGCUUGUGAGCUUCUACUUGGCGUUUGUUGAAAAGCGAAAGGUUUUAGUCGUUCGACGUUUGAAGAACUUUUCCAGAGCAAACGCUGUGAUUUUUCUCAACAGUGAAAACAAUGCCUGUAUUAGGAAAGCUAACCUGAGCGCUGCAAAGCUUUCAUCACUUCCUGACAACAAGGAAUUCCAGGACUCUUUGAUAUGCCUUGACGGCUUUUCCCGCAAAGAAGUUGACCAUGAAUUUAGUCGUCUUCCCUUUCAGCUGCUUUCGGCAUCAGUGAAUGACACGAUGAACUUUGAUGACUCAACUUGUGAACUGAUGCUAUCAGGGUGGCAGUAUGAUGACCUUCUUCAGUAUGCUCAGUCGACUUUGGAUGCAUGGAAAAAAUCAACGGGGCUUAUUCAGGAAAAACAUUAUGACACAGCUGACCUCGUCAAGGAUCAUUACUUUUACAGUGGAGGGAGUCUUCGCGAUUUCUGCAAGAGUCGUGAGUAUGUUAAGAGUGGAGUAGAUGAAAUUUAUAGCACUCUGAAAAAAGUCCAGACACUUGAUUCGGAAGUCGUUGACCCACAGCUUAGUGUGUUGUUCGACCGGAUUCGGCGAUACUACGUUGUCGAUUCAUCCAACGAGAAGCACUAUGUGUUAUCAAGCCACUGGAGAGCUCAGAUGGAUUCUGGGUAUGCAUUGAAACGGAUAGGUCGUUUUAUACAUUGGAAAAAACACCUUGACCACUACCAGUUUGCUCAACAGGUCAGAGCUGAGUUCUGGAGCUCGAUAUAUGAACAAUGCUUCCAUGACGCUGUUCGUCGGUCGACGCACGAGUCUCCUUUGCAGAUGAUAAACAUCAUUGUUAACUCAAGCCCGUCAUAUUCGAACCAGAAAUAUGACCGUAUCGCGAUAUGUGGUCGAUAUGUCAAAUGUGGGGGUGCGACGGAGGAAGAAUGCUACAAACACCUAUCAGCACUUUCUUCGAGAACGUAUUGGCAUCCCGACGACGUGGACUUUCCUUUAGUCGACGCGGUAGUCAUGUGUGACGCCGUGCUAAGAGGAAGCAAUGUGAAGGAAUCGAUUCUGGCAUUCAUCAGCAUAACUGUUAGCAAUUCGAAAAUCUUCAAGCCAAGCAUCUGGAAAAGGUUCAACAGGGUGCUUGAUGACAACGACAGAAUUCCCAAGACUAUUCCACGUAUAUUUGUGGUGGUAGGACCAAAUGUCAGUACAUGCAAGCGCUUUUCCUUGAUCGAUGCUCCUGUGUCAGACGAUUUCAUGGCAUUUAUAAGACAAGCCUGUCCUAUUGCAGACGGUAAUCAACAAAUCACAGACGUUACGUCCGCGAAAAAGCAGGAGAAAGCCAUUAAAACGACCCCUUUAGCGCUGAUUGAUGCAACCGAGACGAAAGACAAGGCAACACAGCCCGAGACAAGUCCUGGAACGAAUACUAUGGACCAAAGUAGUAUGGUGCAGAUGAAUGCAGAGACCCAGCAGCAAACAAAGAGUGUGGAGAAUGGUAAACGUCGUAAUCGCCGCACGAAUAUGAAGAAAGUAAAAUAUGUGGAAGAAGAUGACGUAUCGGAGGAAGAAGAGGCUAUUUUGGCUGAUAAAAAGAAGCAAGCACAACAACUUGAUUAUCAAUUGAGAACAGACGGAAGUUAUCCACAGCUGGACCAGAUAGUUGGUCGACGGAUGAAUAAGUCGACAGGAUUGGUGGAAUACUUGUGCAAGUUUCUCGGACGUUCGUACUUGCAUUUGUACUGGCUUACGUUUGACGAGGUAGAGCUCUUUAUUCCAAAAGGUUAUCAAAAGUUCCAUCGCGUACAAGUGUACGAUCGAAAGCUGAGACGCGAUGGAUAUCAACCACUGGAUGAAGUAGAUGAUUUGGAGGCAAACAAACUUAUGGUUGAAAAGAUCUUGAGCCACAAGGUGGACCCAGCUGAUCAUUUGGAUGAACAAAUUGAGAAGCAUCGACGCCAGCUCCUGUACAAACCAAAGUUUCCACGUAUGACAGAUUAUUUUUUGAUGAACAAUGCUGACGCCAUUCCUGAGCGAAUGCUAGGUAUCGUGACAAAGUUGAUAAAAGAACCUGGCGGUGACAUUUUUGAACACCCGGUAGAUGUUGAAGAGAUUCCCGACUAUCUUAAUGUCAUCACGAAUCCUCUCGAUCUUAGGACGAUUUCCACGAGGAUUGGUCGAGAAAGUUACUACAUUGGCUCAUCAGCCGUGUCAUUAUUUGCUUCAGACGUACGAUUGGUAUUUUGCAACUGCAAAGCGUACAACGCCGAGGGAUCAGUCAUCUGGGGUGUUGCUGAUGAGCUUCUGCGCCGCUUUGAAAAGUGGUUGUACGAUUGGAUUCUUUCCCCAACGGCUUGGCUGAAGCUACCAUCUGCAGGAUACACACAAGAAGACCGACAGCUCCAGAAAGAGUUUCGAGCUGAAGCUAGUAGCUUUUAUGACAGGUGGGCGCCUUGGCAGACCGGCUGUUCUGUUUGCGGGAGCAAUGAUCACAGCGAGGAGCUUUUGCUAUGCGACCGAUGUGAUGGUGAGGUUCACAUGUACUGCAUCACCCCAGAAAUCACGGAACUACCCGAUGGUGAGUGGUUUUGCGGGUACUGCCGAGCAUGCACAAAGUUUAUUGAGAAGAUGGAAAAGGCUACACAGGCUCGUGUUGACAGGAAGGUUAAAACUAUUGAAUCAGGUGUUCCCGCUGGAGUAUCAGGAUAUGCUACACCUAUAACUUCAAAUAUGACGACAACUUCUUCAUCAAGCCAAAAAAAAUCUGCCACGUUGGUGCACACGCCAAGUGUUCUUAUGGAACGCGCAGAUGGUGAAGGUAAAGUUAACAAAAAAACGUCCAAGCGCAGCCCCAAAGGUUGCAAUUCAACAAAGAGCUUAGCACCAAUCAGCAUAAAAGAUCGUGCUGCUACGCUCUUUCUGGUCAAGUGGGUUGGUAUGUCGGUUCGUUUCUCAACUUGGGAACGUCCUGAGGAUAUUGGUGACGAUGAACAAAUUCAAAGAUAUUUUAGGUUCAGCCGUGUGCCCAGUGCGAACGAGAUCCAAGAAACUACGUGUCAAUUGCCGUGCUGUGCAAAAAGGCACCAGUUUGCGUUAGCAAAUCACUCAAGUGGGAAGAAAUGCUGUGAAAAAGACCGCUUUUGUACUCUAGGAUAUGGCCACGAAAGCAAUUGCUCUCGUAGUAUCAAAACUAUGGGAGGGACCUAUGGCAGCAGCGCGUAUCAACACUUGCAUAUGGCAGAGCAAGUGAAGGCACAAUUGUUCGCUUUACAUUGCUUGCUGAACAAUCACACACCGGACAACGAUGUUCUCAAGCAGUGUGGUGUAUAUACUAACGCAUUUGUCAUCACAAAAGAGUAUCUGACACCUCUUGUCCUCAAAGAAGAUGAUGAUGAAGAUUAUUCGGAUGGAGAUUCAUCUGAUGAUGAUGAUGCGAACUUUGAUGCAGACCAACCGAAUCGGGUUGCUUGUUAUCGAGCAUCUUUGACCCUUGAGAAUGGUUACAACGAAGGCGAUGAUGAGGCUGGACGUCACAAAAAGAAAAUUGGAGAAGAGGUUGGAAUAGUACUUAGCUCUCUCGUUGAGCACGUUGCUCUUGGAUACGCUACCAAACUGGAGACCGUCAGUGCUGAAUUUCGGCAUGACUCGACAUAUCCAGGAACAGCUUUCAAUGAUCUACCAGCCUUUUCAGAGUUUCGCGUCGUUCUUAGUCGAUCACCAUUCGGCCUAGGUAUGCGUCUUGGAAUCAGCGUAACCAAUAGCGUGUCAGUUCUGGGAUUCCAAGUUCUUGCAAAUGGUAUGAUGGGUCCUGCCCAAGCAUCUGGAGUUAUCUCAGCUGGUGAUGUGCUUGUAGCUGUAAACAAUAUAUCCGUCGCGGGCCUUUUGUUUCAAGACGUCGUUGGGUUGAUCAGCGCGUCUCCUGACCAGAUUACCUUCCACUUCCAUUCCGCUAGACCCGCGUUCAUGUACCCCUCGUACUGCCAAGCAAAACAAGUCACGAAGAUUCGCUUGGAUAAGAUUCCAGAUGAUGCGGCUCCAGGAAACACCAAAUUUGCAGACUUUAGUUACAACGAUUAUAAACAAAUGCUCAAAGUUGGAGUUACAGACCUGGAUGUGGCGUCACAAGCGACGAGACGUUGA
Molecule: messenger RNA, 4893 nt
Organism: Peronospora belbahrii
Lineage: Eukaryota; Oomycota; Peronosporomycetes; Peronosporales; Peronosporaceae
Source: the annotation of a GenBank genome assembly